UUUUCCUCCUUCGUAUUUCUUAUUGAUUGUAAACAAGUGUUCGGGAUCGAAUCCCAGGAUAAACAGCUUAUUUGGUUAAAGAGCUGCUGUUCGGUGACUGGGGGCUCUUUGGACUCUCCGGUUGGAAAGCUUGUUCGCGUGGGGUUUUCCGUUAUUCUCUCGGCUUCCCGUGGAGGUUUGACUGCGCAGCUUUGACUGUGAAAGAAGAUCAAGCAAACAUGUUUUACACCUGCGGUCCCAAUGAAGCCAUGGUGGUGUCAGGCUUCUGUCGCUCUCCUCCGCUGAUGAUCGCCGGAGGCCGAGUUUUUGUCUUCCCAUGCAUUCAGCAGAUACAGAGGAUUUCUCUGAACACUCUGACUCUGAAUGUGAAGAGCGAUAAGGUCUACACUCGUCACGGCGUCCCCAUCUCUGUCACAGGGAUCGCUCAGAUGAAGAUCCAGGGUCAGAAUAAACAGAUGCUGGCUGCAGCCUGCCAGAUGUUCAUGGGAAAGUCGGAGCAUGAAAUCGCUCAGAUCGCUUUGGAAACUCUUGAGGGACACCAGCGGGCCAUCAUCGCCCAUCUGACCGUGGAGGAAAUCUACAAGGAUCGAAAAAAGUUUUCCGAGCAGGUUUUCAAAGUGGCUUCGUCUGACCUGGUAAACAUGGGGAUCAGCGUGGUCAGCUACACCCUCAAGGACGUCCAUGACGACCAGGAUUAUCUGCACUCGCUGGGUAAGGCUCGAACGGCGCAGGUGCAGAAAGACGCUCGCAUUGGAGAAGCUCUAAACAAGAGAGAUGCUGUGAUCAGGGAGGCUCACGCCAUGCAGGAGAAAAUAUCCGCUCAGUACAAGAAUGAGAUCGAAAUGGCAAAAGCCCAAAGAGACUAUGAGCUGAAAAAGGCGGCAUAUGAUAUUGAAGUGAACACCAAGAAGGCGGAGUCAGAGAUGGCCUAUCAGCUGCAGGUUGCAAAGACAAAGCAGCGCAUCGAGGAAGAGAAAAUGCAGGUCCAGGUUGUUGAGCGGACCCAGCAGAUCACUCUGCAGGAGCAGGAGAUCACUCGCAAGGAGAAGGAGCUGGAGGCCAAAGUGAAGAAGCCCGCAGAGGCUGAGCGGUACCGGCAGGAGAAGCUGGCCGAGGCUCAGCGUCUGAAGAUGAUCAUGGAGGCAGAAGCCGAGGCCGAGUCCAUAAGGAUUAAAGGUGAAGCUGAGGCGUACGCCGUGGAGGCAAGGGGCCGCGCGGAGGCGGAGCAGAUGGCGAAGAAGGCGGAGGCCUUCCAGGAGUAUAAGGAUGGAGCCAUGGUGGACAUGCUGCUGGAGAAACUGCCUCUGAUGGCAGAGGAGAUCAGCAAGCCUCUGAGUGAAGCCAACAAGAUCACCAUGGUGUCCAGCGGAGCCGGGGAAAUCGGCGCCGCCAAGCUGUCUGGAGAGGUGCUGGACAUCAUGACCCGCCUUCCCGAAGCCGUGGAGAAACUGACCGGAGUCAACAUCUCUCAGGUGACUUCUCGUACUGGUUAAAGAGGAUCAACCGAAACCAGGAACUGCGCAGACAGAUCUAUAUUUCCACCGUCUUAUCCGCUUCACACUCUUUCCUGUCUUUUUUCUUCUGUGCAGCUGUAUACCUCAGGUGUUUGUCGUGUCGUUGUAAGAAUCACGCUCUCCUCUCACGUCUUCAUUAGCGUUCUUUGUCGGGGUUGAUGCUCCAGUCUUUCCCCUUUUGGUCACAAACACGUUCACUAUUUAUUUAAACUUUUAACACAAGGACAAUAUUUUACCUCUCUUUUCUGUGUCCAAACCUGAUAUAAAUCCACCAAAUUAAGUGUUUUCCCUCCUUUUAUUUUACAUUGUUUUACUUAAAACUGAGCUUUUUUCCCCUUUCUUUCUCCUCCCUACUGUCUGUGUUUACAUUUCAUGACUGCCUGUCCUGCUGCCUUGCUGCCAAACCUUAAGUGCAUCUUAGCAUGAACAUGUAAUCUAAACAUGAAUACAAAACUGUCAUCUACUAAUUCUACUGACAUGUCUAAUGCAUUUCUAGAAAAAUAUAGUUUUCCUCUGUAUAGAAAUAGAAUAAAAUGUAGGCUCUUUACGCCAUCAGGAUUUCUUAGAUGCUCUUUUCAUCUCCUCCAGGAUCUUUAGCUGAACAGUUGCACCGAGAACUUGUGCCCCAAAUCUAUGCCGCUCUUUAAUAUGUGCUAAUGUGUGUUCAUUAACUGACACAGCUCUGGUGUUCGUGACACUUGGCUAUUUGCAUUUUCAGGACAGAUUUUUCCUCGUUAAUGACUUUUCCAUCCUUCAGAAAUGCAUCACUAACAUGAGAAGUCUUGUUGUGCUAUUUUGCCCUGAUAAUGUAGCAGCUCUGAGGCAGAUCUAACCUGUGAAACCAAAGACAAAGGGUGAAGCUGAAGCCGUGGAAUAGUUUUGAGAGAACUGAAACAAACCUGUUCACAAAAAUAAAUGCUAGAAGAUGGUUUUGCUUCAGGGAAGUUUCACUCUAAAAAUGGAGAAUCAGGAACCAUCCUCACUAUACAAGCCAUUAAAAUGUUCUCAGUUUGCUCUGCAUUACUUUAAAUAACAACAUACAAAACGUGUUAAAGCUCCUAAAUGCAGCCGACACUGAUUCAUUUGCCGGUGUUUAAUUUGGCUCUGUCGCUGUAAAGUAUCCUGACUUGCUCCAAAAGUGUGUUACACAUCAAAACUCUGAUUUUGUUCUAUUAUGUGAAAUACUUUUUAGGAACAGAACAUGUAUAAAUGCAUGAAAAUGUGCUUUAAAACAGAAGAACCUCACUAUUUAAAUGAUAAUAUCUUUCCUCCAUUUUUUUCUUUUCUUUUAACGACAUGAAAGUUCAACAUUUAUGCUCGAAUUCUUGUAACUUUUUCUUGUUUCCUUCACCGUCUUUGUCUACCUGUUGGUAACAGUACAGAUAGAUGUACUGAAAUGCAGGUGUAUAGGAUUCAUUUACAGAUAAGGAUUGCUGUUACACAUGCAUCAGUACCUGUCACACUUGAAACUGCAACGGUAUAUUGUUUCUGAGCAGGACCAGACCAAACUGUGGUUUAGUCAAAGUAAGAAAUGUCUUAUUUGCUGCUUAUAGGAAGAAAAUCGAUAUCAGUGUGCUUCUGUUCUGUUUUUAGUGCCGUGGUACUAAAGUGAUACUAUUUAUGUAGUGUAUUAUGCACUAUACAUUUGAUAUUUAGCUUAGCAUUGACUGUAUUGGGAGUAAUACUAAUGGCACUACUAAUCCAAGAGAAUCCCCUGUGUAUCAUCAGAAAAGUGUAAAAAAAAAAUCUGCAAGUUUAGAAACUUUGUCAUUUUGAACACUGCUGUCAGCUUUUGUUGUGCUUAUCCACUGUUUGUGAAGCUUGAAAAAUUUGUCUUUAAAAAAAUGCAACUACUUUCAUGUACACACAUUAUAUAUAAUAAAUUCUAAACCAAAA
Messenger RNA from Oryzias melastigma (Indian medaka), 3410 nucleotides. It is a transcript of the gene flot1a, whose product is annotated as flotillin 1a. Gene Ontology annotation, biological process: positive regulation of cell junction assembly; positive regulation of endocytosis; positive regulation of cell-cell adhesion mediated by cadherin. The transcript is spliced from 13 exons. Bases 219 to 1493 code for a protein of 424 amino acids. Lineage: Eukaryota; Metazoa; Chordata; Actinopteri; Beloniformes; Adrianichthyidae. The record is from RefSeq and is a predicted model, not a curated record. Gene Ontology annotation, cellular component: plasma membrane.